Molecule: messenger RNA, 3091 nt
Organism: Drosophila willistoni
Lineage: Eukaryota; Metazoa; Arthropoda; Insecta; Diptera; Drosophilidae
Gene: eco
Product: N-acetyltransferase eco
Exons: 2
Coding region: 126-2876 (916 amino acids)
Biological process (GO): mitotic sister chromatid cohesion
Cellular component (GO): chromatin; nucleus
Molecular function (GO): protein-lysine-acetyltransferase activity
Source: RefSeq, a predicted model, not a curated record
GAUCGUGGUCACAUCUUUAGGCACCGAUCGCUUGAUUUGGCACUAAAAAAAGCGGGCUUCCUCAAACAUAUUUUUCUAGUUUAAUUGCGACUUUAAAACAGUUUUUUGCAAUUGAAUUAACCAUUAUGGACACCCCCAAGGGGAGUGGGUGGUCAACACGGAUUGCCACGCCCCAUUUGUCAGAACGCAAGCGACAAUUGUUUCGUAGUCGCAGUGAUAAACUCAACAAUAUUGAAGAUGAUGACGAUAUUGAAGAUGCCUUGUUGGGCUUAUCGCCAUUAAAGCCACACCGCAGAGAUAUAAGAAAGGUGAAUAAAAAUCUCUUUAUAGGUGGAGAUCAGUUAACCGAGGGCCGCAGAUUACGCAGUAGUUCGAGCAGUUCACCAGAGACCAACAAGGAGAACAACAAGAAAACACAUGGCAAAGGAAAGGCUGCAAUGGCUGGGGGUGGAGGAGAGGCAGCAGAACAGCUGCCACAUUUGUUUACCAAAACAAUGCGUCUCAAUAGCCAAAGUGCCAACAAUAGUCCACGUACCCCAAAGAGCUCGAGACGUCAAAGUGGAGUUGCAGCUAAUGAGAAUAAUGUUGAGGCACAACAAAUGUGUAACUCAUCAUUAUCCUCGCCAAGCAUUUCUUCGGAUUAUGCAAAUCAGCUCAAAGCUAUGGUUAACUGUGAUUCAUCAUCAAUCUCCUCGCCAGAAUCGUCCUAUGGCGUUCCAAGUGCGUCGAAACGCAGAGUUCUAAAGAGGGAACAUAAAUCACCACCAUUGACAUUGGGUAAUCCGAAGAAACUAGUUGAAAUGCAAGCAGAACCUGGAACAUCGUGCAGCAUGAUCUCGCCAACAUCGCCGAAUGGUUCACCACAGAGUAAAAUGCGUAAAACAACUCUGGAGCAAAGUAUACCUACAAUGGCCUUCUAUUCGAAAACAAAAGCACCCAGUUCAAGACGAAAUAUCAUUAUGCGAUCAGGUGGCGGUGGCAGCCUAAGAAAACGUACAUCGAAAAUAAGAACGUCACCGACCUCAUCUCGUCCCCGUUUGGGUAUCAAUCGAGGGGUUAGUCACAAUAUUCGUAAACCAAGCACUCUUCAAGCCCGUCGUCUGCCGCCAAUCCAAUUGGAUUAUAUUCUCAACUCGCUGCGCAAUGAGAAACUCAAGGAAAUCAUCAAUCAAAAGCGAGAGGAACGGGCCAAAAUUGAAGAGGUCUAUCAGAUAUUGCGAUCUGCAAAGGAUCCCAUUAAAAUGGCCAAGCCAUUGAACGUAAUAGAAGAUGAUGCCAACAAUAAUAUGACCAACCCAGACUUCUCCGAUCUGAGUGAAGAUGAGCAGCUACAGCAAGAUGAUGAUGAUGAUAAUGAUUUUGAUAUGAUCGAGUUGGAACCAAUUAUACCCAUAAUAAAGCAUCAGCCAAUGUCAAUCAUCUCAAGUGAACCAUCGUCAGGUGAUCGUGAUCAAUUGGGCAAACGUAAAUUUUUCAAAUCCGGACGUAAGAGUCAAACUCAUAUGGAAGUCCGUAUUACCGAUCAUAUAAGAGCCAGUGUGAAUCAUGGUAAAAUCGAAUUGAUCCGUAAACCUCCAAAGAAGCCGCGUAGAUUGCGGGUCAAGUCAUCAACCAUAUUCUCCGCCGAGCAGGCCACUGUGGAUGCAAUUUUAAAGAAUUUGGAUGAAUCCGUUCUUGAUGAUAUUGUCGAAGCAUCCCCCUCCGCCGAGGAGCCGAUCGUUAGAUCAGCAUCGGUCCCAUUGCCAGAUACAGUAAGCAAUGCUGAGUCAGAGGAGCUUUACGAAAAUCUCGUUUGUGAUUUUCAAGCAAUGGUCGAUCCUUUUGCCUCAUUUCGUCUACGUUUGCCUUACAAUACUCAGGAUCCGGAAUUGAUUGAGCAACAGCAAAUUCUAUUGGAGUUUCUUAUAAGCAAUAAUAUUUGUACUGAAGAAAACUUCAAAAUAUUCAUUGCCGAGCCGGAUACUCAUAAGGUUGAAGCCAAUAGAAUUGUCGACGAGCUUUAUACGAUUAUAAAUGCCGAAGAAGCUCCGCCGGAAGCUCUAACUAUAGCUGAAGUGUCCGUAUCAAAUCCUGUCACUUCGGUGGCUUCCUCGGAAAAACUCUUUCCCAUCUUUAACCAAAAUUUGCAGCCAUUGGUGCAAAGAUCCCAACGUCACAAGGCGCCUUCUGCUUCUGCGGCUGCUGCUGUCUCUAGGCAACGAUUGCUAUCAUCUGCUGCCAUUGGGUCCAAUCAAUAUCAGAUUGAUGCUGGCCAAAAACAAUUCGGGGCUCGUCAAUGUCAACAAUGCGGCUUGGUCUAUACCGUGCAUGAGCCCGAGGAGGAGCAAUUGCAUCGCGAAUAUCAUAAUUCGGUGCAUAUUCUGCGUUUCAAGGGUUGGAUCGAUGAGGAUAUUAUUGCUGCAUGUCCGGAAUGGUCUAGUGAUGGUCGCAUAAUACGUUUAAAUGAACGUGCCCCAGUUGCCCGAUUGCAGAGACUGCGGGAUCUUCUCAAAGUUGUGGACAAAGAAUUGGGCUAUGCCUCAUUCAUUGUGCCCAAGAUAUUUGUGGCAUUUUUCGCUGUACAAAAACAACAAAUUGUGGGCCUUUGCCUGGUGCAGCCCCUCAGUGAGGCCCAUCGAUUCAUACAAAUCGAUGGCAUCGACUAUUGUAGCGAGGAAGUCUUUGAGGCUAGUUGUGGCAUUUCCCGCAUUUGGGUUUCGCCGUUGCAAAGACGUCAGGGCAUUGCCCGUAAACUGAUGCGAGCCGUGCAAUGCCACACGAUAUUGGGCCAGGAGAUUCCAGUGAAUCGCAUUGCCUUUGGCUCGCCAACUGAUGAUGGGAGGGCAUUGGCUCGUUAUAUAACCCAGAAUGAUAACUUUUUAACCUUUGAUCAGUGAUAACCAUAGAUGGACAGCGAGAAAAGGGAGUUAGAUAAAUGGAUAGAGUGGGUAUUUAAUUUAGUUUCUCCGACUAUUGAAUAGUUGGCUAAAAGAAAGAUUAUUUUUUGUUUUGCUUCGAAACCUGUAUUAGUUUUUAAGCUAUGAAUUAUGAGUUUUUAAGUUUAAAUUGUGUGUUCAGUCAUUGAAGGAAAAUAUAUAUAUUUGAUUUGAAA